AAUUAGUAUUCUUCUAGAUCCCCGAGUCCCGAAAGCCAGCCAAGAACGCGAACGCGAACGCGAAUGCGAUUUCGAUUGCGAAUGCUCCGUCGAGACUCUCUCCUGAUCGGCUCCCAACUGCGCCGACCUCUCUGCCUGCCGUUUUCUCUCGCCAGAGUUGUACCAAUUCGAGCUUCGAUUGGACCCUCCGUUGCGCGAUGAAUCAGGAAUCGAUUGCGCCGACGAGAGAUUUGAUCCUUGGAUUAUCGAUAUCCGCGAUUCGCCAUAUCCCCGGCGCUGUGCAGGUUUGUGACCUCGAGUCUCAGCGAAACUAUACGCAUUGAUGUGUCUCCAAUUUUGAUUUCGAGUUUCUGCCUAUUUGGAUAUCUUGAUUAACGCUUUGGGAGAAAAUUCGUGCCUUCUUUGGUUGGGGGAAGGAGUUGUUGCUGAUUGAGGUCUCGAUUGGGGGUAAAUUGUUAAUUGUUCUUCGUUUUCCUCCGCGCGAUGGGCGAUGAUAACGCGAUGGAUGCGAAUAAUUUCAUUGAUCUUGAUUUGAACCAACACCCUAACCCUCCUCUACCGUCGGAUGAAUUUCCGGCGACUCGUAUGAUGGUAGUGGACAGAUUCCGUCAGAUUUCAGGCGUUACAGCUCGUGCGAGGCUGCACCAAAGGAGAAGAGCCGGGACAAGUUCUAUGGAAAUCACUCGACAUUCUGACGAAAACCUAGAUUCCGACACAGGCGUUGGAAUCGGAAUCGGAAUCGACAAUUCAGAGAUGGUGAUUAGAACGCCGGAAAAUGGGAAAGAUUGUAAUAGGAAAAGGUCUCAUUUGGUAGCAAAGGCAUUGGAGAUGGAGUCUGAAGUGAAGAAGAAGAAGGCUGAUAAGGGUGAUGGUGGAAGCUUUUACGAUUGCAAUAUCUGUUUGGAAUUGGCUAAGGAUCCAAUCUUGACCUGCUGCGGCCAUUUGUACUGCUGGUCGUGUUUCUACCGCGUUUCAGACGUCGAUUCGACUUCCAAAGAGUGUCCAGUUUGCAAAGGGGAGGUAUCCGACACAACGAUAAUUCCUAUUUACGGAAAUGGCGACAGCGAGGCCGUGAACGAGACACCCGACGGGCUGAUAAUACCUCCGAGGCCUAAGGCUCGCAGAGUCGAGAGCGCAAGGCAGCAACGAGUGACGCGCAGGAUGUCGCACGUACCCGUCGCCGAAGCCCUCCGACGGAUUCGAAUGAGCAUUGGUGCCACUGGCGGUGACACGGACGCGCCGGGACGGCAAUCGGGGGAAGCAGCCAGCGCUCGUCACAUAAGGAUCCAUCAGGUCUCGAGAGUGCUGUCGGAAAGUGCUGCGUCGCUUGCGACGCUCUCGUCUGCCUUGACUAGUGCAGAAAGGCUUGUAGAAGACCUCGAAACGGUGAUUAAUAACGGUGCUCAAAGAAGCGAUCUGCCGCCUUCGCCGGAUGAAUUGGCGAAUCGGAUCAUCGAGCAUUCCUUUGGCUCACAACCUGUCAAUCCCGACAUAAAUGCCACAUUGCCCGGUUCUUCGUCUUUGCAACCAACUGAUGUUUCUGAUUCUUCCGGACAGGGUUCUGGAAGGGAUACUUUGUCUACGUUUAUACUUCCUCCUGCGUCUCGUUAUUCUCUUCGUAGACGGAAUAUUUUUCUGAGGACUCAAUAUGGAAGCCCUCCGGACAGCCAGGGAUCUUCUAGAAGGAGAAGAUUGAACUGACUGAGAGAUAUUUGGUUGAUGAUUAAUGUCGAGACAAGGCAUGAUGAUAGCUAUAAAUGAAGCAUGAGAAUGAAGGCAUGAUUGACUCCAUUUGCCAUGUGAUCGAACCUACUGCAUUGAAGUUCUUCCGAAUCUAAUUAGUCGAAUUAAUGUCCAGGAUAGAUCGAAUCUGCUACGAAUUCGCAUUAGAUGCCAUUAAUUUCCGAUUGUUUGUAGCAAUUAUGCAAAGAUGCAAUCUUUUCUCAUCCUAAAUCUACACUUCAUCAUCCUUUCUGUGCUUCCAAUUCCAUUAUAGAUUAUCUCUUGAGCAUCCAUUGAUUUCUCAUCAUUCUUUGUUUGGAGCUGUGCAAUAAUGAAAGUCUUGUUGUUGCAUGAAUCCAUCUUCUACACAGAGUGAAGUGCAGCUUUCCAUGUCUUGUUCAGUUGCUGGUAAUGUCUCUCUCUCUCCCUCUCUCUCUCUCUCUCUAUCUCUCUAUUAAUGAUGGUCAAGGAAGCAAGAAAGCACCUGUGGAAUUGGGGGAGUAUGUUGAAAAAAAAAAAAGCUGAAAUGAUCAAUGAAUGGGACUAUAAUUUGGCAUUGCAGAAGUAGCAGUAGCAGUAG
Andrographis paniculata is the source of this 2302-nucleotide messenger RNA. RefSeq lists its product as uncharacterized. Gene Ontology annotation, molecular function: ubiquitin protein ligase activity; ubiquitin-like protein conjugating enzyme binding. Gene Ontology annotation, cellular component: endoplasmic reticulum. Gene Ontology annotation, biological process: ubiquitin-dependent protein catabolic process. The transcript is spliced from 2 exons. The record is from RefSeq and is a predicted model, not a curated record. Bases 484 to 1701 code for a protein of 405 amino acids. NCBI's taxonomy places the organism in Eukaryota, Viridiplantae, Streptophyta, Magnoliopsida, Lamiales, Acanthaceae.